GCGGUGUCCGGGCAAAUCAUCUCCUCCGAUUUCUGAUUCCCAAGCAUCUCGUUCCCCGACCAUCGCUCUGGUGUUGUGUGCCUGACCGGCUUGGUUGCUCGUCUCUCUUUUGCUUCUUUCACCAUGAGCGCUACUUCUGCCGCAAUGCCCAAGGCUGCGGCUCUCCCCGCUCGUUUACUCCGGACUUCGCGACGAUACUCCAAGCAGAGCCCGACGACGGCGCAGACUCGGGUCUACGCCUCGACACUGUCGUCGAUUGACAAACGCCCGCAGGAUGUCGUCGGGAAUAAGAAACACCCCGUUUUCUCCUCGUCAAGAAUUUUCCAUACUACCGCUCCCCUCGCAGCGAUUGCCGAUCCCUACAGAACCCUCGGCGUAGACAAGGGCGCAUCGGCAUCCGAUAUCAAGAAAGCAUACUAUGGAAUGGCCAAGAAAUACCACCCGGAUACCAACAAGGACCCUAACGCCAAGGAGAAAUUUGCAGAGGCUCAGACCGCAUACGAACUGCUUUCCGAUGCCAAAAAGCGAGAGAACUAUGACCGGUUUGGCUCCGCGGCUUUCGACCAGAACGGCGGCUUCGAUCCUAGUGCAGCUGGCGGCAACCCGUUUUCUGGUGCAGGAGGUUUCGGUGGCUUCGGUGGCGGCUUCGGAGGUGGUUUCCCGGGCGGUUUCUCGGCGGAUAUCAACUUUGAGGAUCUUUUCGGCGCUUUUACGGGAGGUGCUCGUCGUUCCGGUCGGGGCAGACGCAGCCCAUUCCAGGAGGUUCUGGUGGGUGAGGAUGUUGAGGUUCAGACCAGCAUUUCCUUCAUGGAAGCCGCCAAGGGUACAUCCAAGGACAUCGUCAUCAAUCCACUCACCGAGUGUGGUACUUGCAAAGGCGACGGGCUGAAGAAGGGCGCCAAGCGCACCCAGUGCCGUCAAUGUAACGGCUCUGGAACCCGGGUGCACCUCCUGCAGGGAGGCUUCCAGGUGGCAGCCACUUGCGAUGCCUGCGGCGGUGCAGGCAUGAAUGUCCCUCGAGGAUCCGAGUGCAGUCCUUGCAGCGGCAACGGUGUGGUCAGAGACCGGAAGACCAUCCAGGUGGACAUCCCGGGUGGUGUCGAAGACGGCAUGCGAUUGCGGGUGGCCGGCGAGGGAGACGCGCCCCCCACGGGAGCGUCGGCCGCGCCUGGCUCUCGCACGCAACGAGGCGAUCUCUUCGUCUCCAUUCGGGUGUCCCCCGACCAUCGCUUCACCCGCUCCGGCUCCGAUAUUCUUUACACCGCCUCCAUUCCUCUGACCACCGCUCUCCUGGGUGGCGAGGCCACCGUGCCGACCUUGGAUGGCGAGGUUAAGGUGAAGGUUGCCACCGGUACGGGCACCGGUGACCGCAUCACGCUCUCCGGAAUGGGAAUGAAGAAACUCAGCGGCCGAGCCCGCAGCUUUACCCCCACCGGUGACCUGAGAGUCGAAUUCAAGGUGGCCAUGCCGAAAUACCUGACCGGCAACCAGCGGACCAUUCUGGAGGUCCUGGCGGACGAGAUGGGUGACAAGACUGCCAAACGAAUCAUGAAUGUUGGACAGGAGAGCUCAUCUGAAGCCACGUCCGAAGACUCGUCGAAGGACGAGGGCUUCAUCAAGUCGGCAUGGCACAGGCUCAUGAAGCACAAGAAGGCCUCGGAAUCCGAAAGCUCGACGGGGGAGUCGGACAAGAAGUCGGAAGGCUCCGACAAGAAAGACGACAAGUCGGGAUCGAGCUGAAGGAGUUAGUCAGGAAGUGUGUAAUUAUUCGUGGGGAUUUUUGGAGAUAUCAUAGCGCCGGCGACAUAAGGGGUUUUUCUCUGUACGAUUUCUGCUUUGGGAGGGUGUCAAUAGAGACUGGGAUAUCCUGGAUGUACAGUAGCAUGUACCAUUAGAAAUAGACUCUCUACUUCGCA
Aspergillus steynii IBT 23096 is the source of this 1916-nucleotide messenger RNA. RefSeq names its product putative mitochondrial DnaJ chaperone (Mdj1). The record is from RefSeq and is a predicted model, not a curated record. The coding region runs from base 124 to 1740 and encodes 538 amino acids. Gene Ontology annotation, biological process: response to heat; protein refolding. The transcript is spliced from 3 exons. Gene Ontology annotation, molecular function: heat shock protein binding; ATP binding. Lineage: Eukaryota; Fungi; Ascomycota; Eurotiomycetes; Eurotiales; Aspergillaceae. Gene Ontology annotation, cellular component: cytoplasm.